Molecule: messenger RNA, 3012 nt
Organism: Nomascus leucogenys (northern white-cheeked gibbon)
Lineage: Eukaryota; Metazoa; Chordata; Mammalia; Primates; Hylobatidae
Product: multidrug resistance-associated protein 6
Biological process (GO): transmembrane transport; nucleosome assembly
Cellular component (GO): nucleus; membrane
Molecular function (GO): ATP binding; ATP hydrolysis activity; ABC-type transporter activity
Source: RefSeq, a predicted model, not a curated record
AUGAACACAGAUCCCUGGGACCUGGUGGCUGCCCUUCUCCUGGGCCCCUCUGCCCUCACUGCCAUCGCUGUCUUCCUGAGCCUCCUCCCUCUGAAUUUCUUCAUUACCAAGAAGAGGAACCACCAUCAGGAAGAGCAAAUGAGGCAGAAGGACUCACGGGCACGGCUCACCAGCUCUAUCCUCAGGAACUCGAAGACCAUCAAGUUCCAUGGCUGGGAGGGAGCCUUUCUGGACAGAGUCCUGGGCAUCCGAGGCCAGGAGCUGGGCGCCUUGCGGACCUCCGGCCUCUUCUUCUCUGUGUCGCUGGUGUCCUUCCAAGUGUCUACAUUUCUGGUCGCACUGGUGGUGUUUGCUGUCCACACUCUGGUGGCCAAGAAUGCUAUGGAUGCAGAGAAAGGCUUUGUGACUCUCACGGUUCUCAACAUCCUCAACAAGGCCCAGGCUUUCCUGCCCUUCUCCAUCCACUCCCUCGUCCAGGCCCGGGUGUCCUUUGACCGUCUGGUCGCCUUCCUCUGCCUGGAAGAAGUUGACCCUGGUGCCAUAGACUCAAGUUCCUCUGGAAGCUCUGCUGGGAAGGAUUGCAUCACCAUACACAGUGCCACCUUCGCCUGGUCCCAGGAAAGCCCUCCCUGCCUCCACAGAAUAAACCUCACCGUGCCCCAGGGCUGUCUGCUGGCUGUUGUGGGUCCAGUGGGGGCAGGGAAAUCCUCCCUGCUGUCCGCCCUCCUUGGGGAGCUGUCAAAGGUGGAGGGGUUUGUGAGCAUCAAGGGUGCUGUGGCCUACGUGCCCCAGGAGGCCUGGGUGCAGAACACCUCUGUGGUGGAGAAUGUGUGCUUCAGGCAGGAGCUGGACCCACCCUGGCUGGAGAGAGUCCUAGAGGCCUGUGCCCUGCAGCCAGAUGUGGACAGCUUCCCUGAGGGAGUCCACACUUCAAUUGGAGAGCAGGGCAUGAAUCUCUCCGGAGGCCAGAAGCAGCGGCUGAGCCUGGCCCAGGCUGUAUACAGAAAGGCAGCUGUGUACCUGCUGGAUGACCCCCUGGCGGCCCUGGAUGCCCAUGUCGGCCAGCAUAUCUUCAACCAGGUCAUGGGGCCUGGUGGACUACUCCAGGGAACAACACGGAUUCUCGUGACCCACGCACUCCACAUCCUGCCCCAGGCUGAUUGGAUCAUAGUGCUGGCAAAUGGGGCCAUCGCAGAGAUGGGUUCUUACCAGGAGCUUCUACAGAGGAAGGGGGCCCUCAUGGGUCUUCCGGAUCAAGCCAGACAGCCAGGAGAUACAGGAGAAGGAGAAACAGAACCUGGGACCAGCACCAAGGACUCCAGAGGCUCCUCUGCAGGCAGGAGGCCCGAGCUUAGACCCGAGAGGUCCAUCAAGUCAGUCCCUGAGAAGGACCGUACCACUUCAGAAGCCCAGUCAGAGUUUCCUCUAGAUGACCCUGACAGGGCAGGAUGGCCAACAGGAAAGGACACUAUGCAAUACGGCAGGGUGAAGGCCACAGUGCACCUGGCCUACCUGCGUGCCGUGGGCACCCCCCUCUGCCUCUACGCACUCUUCCUCUUCCUCUGCCAGCAAGUGGCCUCCUUCUGCCGGGGCUACUGGCUGAGCCUGUGGGCUGACGACCCCGCAGUGGGUGGGCGGCAGACGCAGGCAGCCUUGCGUGGCGGGAUCUUCGGGCUCCUCGGCUGUCUCCAAGCCAUCGGGCUGUUUGCCUCCAUGGCUGCGGUGCUCCUAGGUGGGGUCCGGGCAUCCAGGUUGCUCUUCCAGAGGCUCCUGUGGGAUGUGGUGCCAUCUCCCAUCAGCUUCUUUGAGCGGACACCCAUCGGCAACCUGCUAAACCGCUUUUCCAAGGAGACAGACACGGUUGAUGUGGACAUUCCAGACAAACUCCGGUCCCUGCUGAUGUAUGCCUUCGGACUCCUGGAGGUCAGCCUGGUGGUAGCAGUGGCUACCCCACUGGCCAUUGUGGCCAUCCUGCCGUUUCUCCUCUACGCUGGGUUUCAGGCCCUACAUUAUUUGACCAGAGUUGAAGUGACAGAAUUUGAAGAUAUUAAAUCAGGUUACAGAAUAGAUUGUUAUUUUGAUGAAAAUCCUUACUUUGAAAAUAAAGUUCUCUCCAAAGAAUUUCAUCUGAAUGAGAGUGGUGAUCCAUCUUCAAAGUCCACCGAAAUCAAAUGGAAACCUGGAAAGGAUUUGACGAAACGUUCAAGUCAAACGCAGAAUAAAGCCAGCAGGAAGAGGCAGCAUGAGGAACCAGAGAGCUUCUUUACCUGGUUUACUGACCAUUCUGAUGCAGGUGCUGAUGAGUUAGGAGAGGUCUUCAAAGAUGAUAUUUGGCCAAACCCAUUACAGUACUGCUUGGUUCCCGAUAUGGAUGAUGAAGGAGAAGGAGAAGAUGAUGACGAUGAUGAUGAUGAAGAGGAGGAAGGAUUAGAAGAUAUUGAUGAAGAAGGGGAUGAGGAUGAAGGUGAAGAAGAUGAAGGUGAUGAUGAAGGGGAGGAAGGAGAGGAGGAUGAAGGAGAAGAUGACUAAAUAGAACACUGAUGGAUUCCAACCUUCCUUUUUUAAAAUUUUCUCCAGUCCCUGGGAGCAAGUUGCAGUCUUUUUUUUUUUUUUUUUUUUUUUCCUCUUGUGCUCAGUCACCCUGUUCUUGAGGUCUCUCUUCUCUGCUCCAUGGUUCUCAACUUAUUUGGGGGGAAAUACCUUGAGCAGAAUACAAUGGGAAAAGAGUCUCUACCCCUUUCUGUUCGAAGUUCAUUUUUAUCCCUUCCUGUCUGAACAAAAACUGUAUGGAAUCAACACCACCGAGCUCUGUGGGAAAAAAGAAAAACCUGCUCCCUUCGCUCUGCUGGAAGCUGGAGGGUGCUAGGCCCCUGUGUAGUAGUGCAUAGAAUUCUAGCUUUUUUCCUCCUUUCUCUGUAUAUUGGGCUCAGAGAGUACACCGUGUCUCUAUGUGAAUAUGGACAGUUAGCAUUUACCAACAUGUAUCUGUCUACUUUCUCUUGUUUAAAAAAA